This is a messenger RNA of Mercenaria mercenaria, 3305 nucleotides long. Its product is annotated as tripartite motif-containing protein 66-like. The transcript has 2 exons. The record is from RefSeq and is a predicted model, not a curated record. NCBI's taxonomy places the organism in Eukaryota, Metazoa, Mollusca, Bivalvia, Venerida, Veneridae. Bases 935 to 1711 code for a protein of 258 amino acids. Gene Ontology annotation, molecular function: zinc ion binding.
CAGAUUAAGAUUUUGAUUUGCACUUUCGCUCUUUCUCAUAGUAUUUUACAGAUCUGAUUCAAACUUGAAACAUUUUAUUGACAUCAUCAGCAACAUCAUAUUACACUAGAGCAUAAUUCUCGCACAGUUUACUCACGAACUAAGACCACUUUUUAUUUACAAUUUUAGGUUAAAAUGAUGAUGUACCCAUUCUAUCCCUGUUAUUAUCUAAUGGAUUUAAUUUAGCUUGAAAUAGCUGUCAUAUAUCAUCACCAAGGUCCAUAACUCUGGCUCAAAUAUUUUAUGAAUUAUUCUGGUUCAUUUUAUGCACUGUCACUCUAACGAUGUUAUAAACAUGUGACAUCGAUUCAAAUCAAAUCGUGACACAAGGUGCAUAAUUCUGGCAAAAGUAUUCCAUGAAUUAUGUCCCUUCUAUACUUAGAUAUUCUGGUUAAUGUUUUGAUGUCCUUUCGGUCUGUCUCUGUUAUUAUUAAAUGGGUUUGACUCAAACUGUUGUUGCAUAUCAUCAACCACAUCAGAGGUAUUAAUCACUCAUAGCUUCGUAAGACAUGCCCUGAUUUUACUAUCAAGCAUCGAAAUAGUCGACUAUGCUGUCUUCUCUAAAGUUCUCUUUAUACAUACCAAAUAAAUGAUAGAAACCAUGGACGCCGACUGAAACAAAUAUACGUAGGUAUACAGCUGGCCUGACCGAAACUCGGCAGAUAAACGUAACUGUUAACUCAUGAAACAAGUUCUUUCCAAGUGGCCAUUAUGUCACGUAUAACAUGGAUAUUACGUUGAUAAAAUUUAAUGGCCUACUCACUUCAGCUGUCCUUAACCGACCUUCAAAACGAUAUCAUACACAUCUAAUGAAUCUAGAUUUUGACAAGGCAAAAUACAAAGAAGAUUAUCAACUCAUAUUUAAAAGUUAAAAAAAACCAAACUGAUUGAUAUAAUGGCAUGCAGCAGCAACGCAGAUAAAUCUGGUGUUACAGUUACCUUUAAUUGUUGCCCUUGUGGAGAGAAAAAUAUCAAAGCAGAAAAAUAUUGUGUUGAAUGUCAGGACUAUUACUGUCUACCAUGUAUAGAUAUACGCGGAAGGUUUCCUUCUAUGCGAGAACAUAAACUGGUGGACAAGGCAGACUUUGGUCAAUCUGAUGUAAUGACGCUCAGCCUGAGCUCCCCUACAGACAGGUGCCCCAUUCACAAGGCGAGGCUGUUAGAUAUGUGGUGCAAGAAUCAUGACAAGAUUGUUUGUGCUACAUGCGCUACGCUAAAACAUGUCGCAUGUUUAGAUGUAUACUGCAUUUCUGAAGACGUUGACAAAUUAUAUGAGAAAUCAACUGCUGACUGCAUAAAGCAACAACUAGCAACCGCGCUCACUACCAUAAAAGAUAUAAAGAAAUCAAAAGAAAACCUUCUUGCUCACCUGAAGAAAUCAAAAAAGAACGCAACUGAUUCUAUAAGAAAGUUUAGAAAAGGGAUAGAAGCUGAGUUGGAGAAGCUAGAAAAGGAAUCCAUUAAAGAGGUUGAGGCUGAGUAUAACAAAAUUGCGCCAAGACUCGGGAAGGAUAUCAAGGAGGCUGAAGCUCAUAUUGAUGAACUUGCACGAUCAUCUGACAAGCUGAUGCAUACUGGAGGAAGCAAAACUCAGGAGUUCAUCUGUGGGAAAAUUGCUGAAAAAACUAUUUUGAAUGCAAAUGGGAGAAUCAAACAUUUAGAGAACAUUUAGAUGUGGAAAUAACGUUUCUGCCAGAUGUUGAUACUAAAAACUUCCUGAAACAGUUGCAGAAAUUAGGAAAAAUUCCUCAACUAAAUCCUAAAGUAACCAUGCAGAAAGAACUCGACAUAACGCUUGCGAAUGACACAGAUGGAUGCAACAUAUAUGGCUCCUGUUUCACUGAAGAUGGUUUCUUACUGUUGGCAGACAGAGGAAAUCAGAAGCUUAAACGUGUUAAUCUAUCUACAGGCUCAGUAGAUGAUAUAGUUCUGCAGGAUCGUCCUUACGGUGUUUGUCUAACCAGUAAAGAUGAAGCAGCAGUCGCUCUGUACAGCAAGGGCAUCAUUCAGUUUGUAUCACUGGGAAACAAAAUGGAAGCUAAAAAACAACUCACGAUGGGUCAUUAUUGCUAUGGUCUGGCCUACAAAGAUAGUCGGUUAUUUAUAUCCGAUAACCAAAAUGCAUUGUAUAUCUAUGAUAUAAAUGGCACAAUGCUACGCAAGAUAACAAAUGAUAAUUCAGGCAAACAAAUUUUCAGUCAAAACAGACAUAUUUGUUUAAGUAGCAAUGGAGACAAGCUGUAUGUAGCAGAUGUCAGUAUGUCCGUGAUAAGUCUUGGCAUACAUGGGAAUUAUGAAUCAAAAUUUACAGAUCCAGAGUUAGCUCAGCCUCGGGGAGUUUGUACAGAUGGUAGAGGAAACAUAUUUGUUUCUGACUAUGAACGUUCAAAUAUCAUUCAGAUGAAUGCGAGUUCGAAACAAAAAGUAGGAGUGCUUGGAAAAGCGAUGAGGGGUACUUCACUUGCUUUGAUCCGCAACGGAACAAGCUUGUUGUAACUACGAAAUUCAGCAACACUGUAAACAUCUACGACCUAAAGUACUGAAACUGAGUCAACAUCGAAUAUACGUUGUUGUUCUUACAAUAAAAGAAUAUCUAUCUGUUAUAUUUUUGUAGUGUCACUCGUAAAAAUUUAAAACUGAGAAAAAAAUCACCGUAACUGUUAAAUGAGCAUAUCCUUAUUAGAUCUAUUUGUUCCGAGCUUAGAUGAAAAAAGAAAACAUUACUAAUGCUGAUUUUGUACACACUUUCCAAAACGUUGUCUUUGCAAUUAACCAGGUGAAAAAUUCAUAUGUAAAUAGUUUGUACUUAAGCCAGCCUUUACAAAAAUAAAUUGAUAAAGAUAUUUAAUUAAGAGGGCUUAAUUUUAUUUUAGUGUUAACGCAUCGAAAACACAGACAUGACUGUUGAAUAUUGCACUAUAAUUUUUUUUUUAAAUGGGCGGAAAUUGCAGCCUUACUCUUUUGAUAUAUUUGACAUAAACAAGCUAACUAUUGCCAAAUUUUGAAUAAAAUUAAUGUAAUUACUAUUAACUUCUUAAAAACUGAUACUUUGUGAGAUCCAGAACUGCACAGUGAUACUCAGCAAAUAGUGUCAACAACAUUGUAUUUAAAUAUGUAACUUUUCUUCUGACACUUGGUAUCAUAUGUCACAGAUGUACUCGGGUUUGCAUGAUGAUAUGAUUAUAUUAUUGCACGUUAUAUAUUGCAUUUGAUGUGUAAGUUCCGGAUGUACGCCAAAGAAACACUUGGAAUGUUAGAAUGUGAAA